GCCCGAACCGUAUUCUUUUAGUUCGAUUCACAAUGAAUUCACGAAUUUUCUUUGUUCUCAUCGCGUUCCAAGUUCUUUCAACCUACGCAGCUCCAAGAUCAGGAUGUACAAUUUCGAUUAAUAACGAUUUGGGGGAUCCCCAACCCUUGGUGAUAAAACCAAACGGCGGGGUGGGUCAAGAAGCUUUUUAUCAACCAACUUCCGGUGAUAAAAUCGUUCUUAACGACGGAGAUGUCGUUGAAGUUGCUUGUCCCAAUAAUAAUUUAGUAAUCGAUGGAGUGUCUGGAAAUAGAGUUGACGAAGCGGUUUGUAACGGUGGAAAAUUCGACAUCGACGGCCAAACCGUUUACUUUUCCGAUAUCACAUGUAAAUCAAAUCCUUAUCACGUAGCUAAAAAGAUAGAAGACGCCACGUGCACAAAUGGAAAAACUCCCUUUGAAAUUGGUUUCGAAGUCGACGAAAACAGAUUUUUGAAAAUCAUCGAUAUCUGUUUUGACGAAGACCUUCAAACAACCCUUUACAGCCGUUUCGAUUUGCCGCGAAGCAUCGGGGGAUACCAAAGUGGUUUUCCAAGACCUGGAUGGAACGCAGAACAUUUCACCGCACCAAAUGUAGAUAAUUUAUACACCAGAAACACUCAAAGAACGACCAUAAACGCCCUUCUUGGGUUACCUUCGAAUUCUUAUAAAUACAUCGCGCAAUCGAGUGAUUAUUUUAUGUCCCGAGGUCAUUUAACAGCGAAAGCCGACUUCGUUUAUGGAGCCCACCAAAGAGGAACGUUUUAUUUCUUAAACGCAGCCCCGCAAUGGCAAACAUUCAACGGAAGAAAUUGGAAUUCAUUAGAACAAGACGUUCGUGGAUACGCCGCUGAUGAACAAAAAAAUCUUGUUGUUUACACCGGAACUCACGGAGUCGCCACUUUACCCCACGAAGAAACCGGCGAAGAAAUCGAAUUGUAUCUUUACGUAAACGGAGAUGUUAAACAAAUUCCGGUUCCUCAACUUUACUGGAAAGUAGUUUAUGAGCCAAGCACUAAAUCCGCGAUUGCUUUCGUCGGGGUUAACAACCCCUACGUCGAAGAUUUAACCGAUCAAAUUAUUUGCAACGAUAUUUGCGAUAGAAUCAAUUGGUUGAGUUGGGAUCAACACGAUUCUCAAGAUGGAUAUAGUUAUUGUUGUUCCGUCGAUGAAUUAAAAGAAACCGUUAAGAAUUUACCGGAUUUGGAUGUUCAAGGUUUGUUACAAUAAAGGAAAAUAAAUGUGGCAAUUUAUAAAUAAAUUGAUUAAAUUCUUAA
This is a messenger RNA of Onthophagus taurus, 1294 nucleotides long. RefSeq lists its product as uncharacterized. Gene Ontology annotation, cellular component: mitochondrial inner membrane; nucleus. Gene Ontology annotation, biological process: apoptotic DNA fragmentation. NCBI's taxonomy places the organism in Eukaryota, Metazoa, Arthropoda, Insecta, Coleoptera, Scarabaeidae. Gene Ontology annotation, molecular function: single-stranded DNA endonuclease activity; metal ion binding; RNA endonuclease activity. The record is from RefSeq and is a predicted model, not a curated record.